UUCAGGAAAAAAGCUGCAUUACUAGACUCAAAGUUAGAUAUGAUGCUAAGUUUUCACGUUCCUAUGAGUUCUACCAGUGUUUACGAUAAGCUACGCUUAUUUUUGGCUCAGGGGAAACCACUCAGCAAAUUUCGUGAAGAAAUAAAGCAGUACGAUUUUUCGUUGAAGUGUAACGCUGUAUGGUCAUCGGAUGCUAUUGCGUACCGCUGCAACACUUGUGCUUACAACCCUUGUAUGUCUUUGUGUCUGGAAUGCUUUCAAAAUGCUAAUCAUGAGGGUCAUGAUUUCAAUCGUUUUUUUUCUCAGGCAGGCGGGGCGUGUGAUUGUGGUAACUCUGAAGUUCUUCGGGAAUCUGGUUUCUGUUCACGCCACGGGCGUAAUGCUAAGCGGCCUCCUGUACCGUCAGCAAAUGUAGUGUCACUUGCUGAAUUUGUUAUUCCUAAAUUAUUUGUUCGUCUAUUCUUACAUUUUCGCGGCUGGGUAUAUAUAAUGCUAAGUUUUCUUAAAUUACCUAUAUUGGAUCUAGUGGAUUACGGAGGUCCUCUUCGUGAUGCCGUAGCGAGAACACUUUUGGAUAGUGAGAUUUAUGAGGCGUUGACUUCAAGAACUUCUGGGGAAGACUUAAUUGAUUUUUCGUUGGAUUGGCGUUCAAGGAAGGAACUUGAAGACGAUGCGAAAAAUUUCUGCAGUGUUCAUGGUUUUCCUCACACUGAUAUUGGUUUUUCCAAUAUGUUGGAUGAACUUGUAUUUUAUUUAGUGCGUCUUCUUUUUCCGCAAUCCCUUAUCAACCUUUGCUUAAGUAUGCUUUCGGAUAUCGAUUACAGAAAUCAUUUUGCUUCACGCUUUUUUUUCCUCUAUCCAAGGAUUGCCGAGAUGAUGGUCGAUUUAGCAAAAACUGAAAGGAAUUCUGUUAUAUAUGCAGUUUCUAUAUUAUCAAGCGAGGCUAUGUGCUUGAAGCUAGAUGACGAUAUUGGACUUGUACAUAUCAUAGUAGUCAGCACCGAAGGGCUACUUAGUGUCGAUAAAGCAACUUUCUAUUCGAGCGUUGCAUCACUGCGGUUUAGAGAAGCUGGACCGAAAUGGCAAGUUUACUCUCUAGACAAUAAUAAGCCACUUCGGAAGCACGCAUAUUGGACUCUAGUUAGCGACAUGCAAAAUCUGCUGGCCCACCCAUCUGUUGCUCGAAGAUUUUUGCGUAGUGUGGCAACACUGGAGUCUUAUGCUUCUAUAAUCUCUAGGAUGCAAGAAUUUUCACUCGCUAGCAAACAGUUUAUAUUAUUACAGCUUUCCUUUCAUCUUGAGUGGGAAGUUUCUGCUAAAAAUAUGUUCAACGCUUUGUAUGCCUUAACUGACGAAGUGGACUGUAUGGUGGACUGGCUCAUUUCGAUAGGUAUGGGCGACGAUGACUUGUCCACCCCACCAUACGUAAUAACAUACCAUCUUGCUUUACAUCGUCAUUUGGCUGCGGGCAUUGAAUGCUGUUUGAGGCAACAGGCUUUCCGCCAUCUCCUCAGCUCUAUAUUACUGAAUGACGAACAGUUUUUAAGAAAGAUCUCAUUACAUCCUAUGAGAAUCCAGGUUUGUCGAGCAGAAACUGCUGCUGGAAUGUGGGCGCGAAACGGAAAUGCUGCUCGAAAUAUGUCGUUUUAUUACGCGCAAACGAAUUAUAAUACUGCGUUUCUCGACUUUAUUGAUUUGAUUUCCAACUUUUACAGAUUUAUUGCUACCAGUUGUGACCCUGUCUGGUUCUUUGAUGCCCUUGCAGCUUCAUUCUUUUUGGAUGAAUGUUUAAAGGGGAAUUUGACAAGGAAAGAGUGGUGUGUGUCCCUUAUUGAGGGAUUUAACAAGCUAUUCCUUGUGGGUUUAAGAAGCUUAUUAAUAGUUUUUUUAAAUCGUAGAUUGAUCAUUGAAUUGAUUGCAAUAAGAUGGAAUGUUGGCGGAGAAGAAUUAGAAAGCAUUGAGAAAGAAAUAGUAGCUGCUUUGGCGAUAAGUGAUCUAACGCACUCAAAACUGCGAGGCUCAAUUCCUGAACAAGGAAACCGGAGUAACGCGAUUGAUGAUCAUAUGGACGAACUUCUUUCAAAGGUUUGUUUACAAUGCCUUUUAGUACUUCUUUUUGACGCCUUAAAAGUGUUUUAUGUUUUUCACUGUUAA
Messenger RNA from Enterobius vermicularis (human pinworm), 2154 nucleotides. The record is from the annotation of a GenBank genome assembly. Lineage: Eukaryota; Metazoa; Nematoda; Chromadorea; Rhabditida; Oxyuridae.